UGAAUGUUUCCAUGGAUGGGGAGCUCGCCCUUUCCUGAGUCAAAUUGUGCCAUUGUCUGCCUACGGGAAUUGCCAGUGAAUUCUUCCUUACGUUGCUCUAAAGUCAGCCUCAUUUGUACCUUGGCCCUUGACCUGCCUGCACGGUCUGUCACAGACUCUUCCAUGCAGCUCUGUCAUAUGCUCCUGGGUCGGGUCUUCUCUAGGCUGAUACUCCAGACUGCUGGCCUGGAAUUUGAAGUUACAACCAAAACUCCAGUAAGAUAUGGAAGAGUAGCCGUUAUUUCAGCUCCAGGGCCCACAACGGCAGUGUCUUACAUGUCAGUGAAAUGCGUGGAUGCCCGUAAAAACCAUCACAAGGCAAAAUGGUUAAUGCCUUGGGGACUCAACCAGUGCGACAAGAUCCGAGACAUCGAGGAAGCAAUUCCAAGGGAAAUCGAAGCCAAUGACAUUGUGUUUUCUGUGCACAUUCCCCUCCCCUCCAUGGAGAUGAGUCCUUGGUUCCAGUUCAUGCUGUUCAUCCUGCAGCUGGACAUUGCAUUCAAGCUCAACAAUCAAAUCAGAGAAAAUGCAGAAGUUUCCAUGGACGUUUCCCUGGCUUACCGCGAUGAUAUGUUCGCUGAGUGGACUGAAAUGGCCCGUGAGAGAGUGCCCCGGAAACUCAAAUGUACCUUCACCUCCCCCAAGACCCCGGAACAUGAGGGCCGAUACUAUGAAUGUGAUGUCCUUCCUUUCAUGGAAAUCGGGUCUGUGGCUCAUAAGUAUUACCUUCUAAACAUCCGGCUGCCUGUGAAUGAGAAGAAGAAAAUCAACGUUGGGAUAGGAGAGAUAAAGGAUAUUCGACUGGUGGGCAUUCACCAAAAUGGAGGCUUCACCAAGGUGUGGUUUGCCAUGAAGACCUUCCUCACCCCCAGCAUCUUCAUCAUUAUGGUGUGGUACUGGAGGAGGAUCACCAUGAUGUCUCGACCCCCAGUGCUGCUGGAAAAAGUCAUCUUUGCCCUGGGGAUUUCCAUGACUUUUAUCAACAUCCCAGUGGAAUGGUUUUCCAUCGGGUUUGACUGGACCUGGAUGCUGCUGUUUGGCGAUAUCCGUCAGGGCAUCUUCUAUGCAGUGCUCCUCUCCUUCUGGAUCAUCUUCUGUGGCGAGCACAUGAUGGAUCAGCACGAGCGGAACCACAUAGCAGGGUAUUGGAAGCAAGUCGGACCCAUUGCUGUUGGUGCCUUCUGCCUCUUCAUAUUCGAUAUGUGUGAGAGAGGGGUGCAACUCACAAAUCCCUUCUACAGUAUCUGGACGACAGAUGUUGGAACAGAGCUGGCUAUGGCCUUCAUCAUUGUGGCUGGGAUCUGCCUCUGCCUCUACUUCCUGUUUCUGUGCUUCAUGGUCUUUCAGGUGUUUCGGAACAUCAGCGGGAAGCAGUCCACCCUGCCAGCCAUGAGCAAAGUCCGGCGGCUGCACUAUGAGGGGCUAAUUUUCAGGUUCAAGUUCCUCAUGCUGAUCACCUUGGCUUGUGCUGCCAUGACUGUCAUCUUCUUCAUUGUUAGUCAGGUGACUGAAGGCCACUGGAAGUGGGGCGGCGUCACGGUCCAAGUGAACAGCGCCUUUUUCACCGGCAUCUACGGGAUGUGGAACCUGUAUGUCUUCGCUUUGAUGUUCUUGUACGCGCCGUCCCAUAAGAACUAUGGGGAAGAUCAGUCCAAUGACAGUGACCUCCGGGGACCUUAAAGACCAGGAGAGGUGCCAAAGAGUCAGGAGACAGGAGGCUGCAAUCCCUGGGAUCCUGAAUUUUAACAUCCUGAAGGUGACCUCAUAGACUUGACAACAAAAGCAGACAAGGAGCUAGAAGGAGCCCAGGACAUCUACGGUCCCAGUGGAGCUGGGAUGGGGGCCACGUGAUGUUGCACCAACAAAGGAGAAGCAGCCUGGGGUUCUCACUGAUUGCAGACUCCAGCAUGAGUCACCAGGGGGCUGCAGCUGCCACGAGCUAAUGUGACGUUCAGCCGCAUUCACGAAACGAUGUAGUUUCCAAAAGAGUGCACAAUGACCCCACUGGACUGAGCGACAUCUGAAGCACUGAGUCAUCCUCUAUCGAUUCUGAUAUUGUAGAGGGAAGAAUUUCAUCUGACACAUGCUGGGCAACAGGGUCUGUGCUUUGAUUUUGUUUUUUUUUUCUCACGAGGUAAACAUCGCCCGGCCCUGAGAGACAGAGGCUGUUCUCUUUGUUCUUAAUCGAGCGCUGCAGCCAGGAACAUUCUGUUUGUUCCCCACUGCUGCUCCCCUCCAUCUGAAGGCAGGAGUCCCCAGCCGUAUGGACAGUCCUGGGCCCCAGAGCCAGGUCGGCUUGUUGGUAUGAGCAUCCAUGACCAAGGGAGGAUGCGUCUCAGCUUACAAACAAGCCUCUGGGAACUUAGCCAGUCGACUGCAUCAAGCAGGGAAAGGCCACCCACACUGCACCCCAUUUUUUGACUCAAUGUAAGGCAGAUUUCCUAACCAUCAGGACUCUUUAAAAACAAAAUUGGCUGCCAUGGGAUGGAGUGAGCGCCUUGUCAUUGGAAAUGUGCAAGACCAGAGUGUGGGUGACCCUCUGAAUACAGAUGCAGAUCAAGAACGGGCUUGGCAGAGACAAUCCCGGGCCCGCUUCCAAAUCGAACACUACGAUCCUACAUUUAAACCACCCUGUUUUUUUCUGAUGAUAAAACUUUUCAACUAGCUUGAUUCUGCUCAUUUUUAGUUAGCAGCCCCCUACAAACGACA
Molecule: messenger RNA, 2748 nt
Organism: Vicugna pacos (alpaca)
Lineage: Eukaryota; Metazoa; Chordata; Mammalia; Artiodactyla; Camelidae
Source: RefSeq, a predicted model, not a curated record